This is a messenger RNA of Cloeon dipterum, 1442 nucleotides long. Its product is annotated as TNF receptor-associated factor 6-like. Gene Ontology annotation, molecular function: protein binding. NCBI's taxonomy places the organism in Eukaryota, Metazoa, Arthropoda, Insecta, Ephemeroptera, Baetidae. The record is from RefSeq and is a predicted model, not a curated record. The transcript has 5 exons. Bases 201 to 1244 code for a protein of 347 amino acids.
GCGCAUUAUAAAAAUAAAUCCGCACGCAUUUGGCGCCGGCACCGCGUAUUUGCGCGUCCGACUCGCUUUAUUUAGCAUCUGGAGUGGCGAAAAAUGACACUUUUGAUCCGUGUCCAAGAAUUCCCCAUUUUGCCUCUGGACCAGUUAGCAUCUCUACGAACGAGCAGGUCAUUCGCUUUUGCUCCGGCGUUACAAUCGGAAUGAAACUGCUUGUGUUGGCUCUUUUCGGCUUCUUCUGGGCCGUCUUUGGGGGUGCGGUGUCCGCGCCUGACGACUCGGAGGCCACCAUCCUGCCACCUUCCCUCCUGUACGCGCGAGGAAGUGGUGGCAGAAGCAACGGAAGUGGAGCGUCGGAUGCUCAGUGCGACAACCCCAUGUGUCAAGUUGACGCUGAAGAUUUGGUCAACACGGCCAAGAAUGCGGUCGCGCGCGUCCUCAAGAGUAUCUGCUGCGGUUCCAAGGAGCCUUUACAGAACAGCCUCGAUGACCGUAUCUUCAAUCUGGAGUCCCAGUUUGCAGAUCAAAUAAACGUUAUCAAAACAAUUCUUUUAAACAUGGAGGAACGAAUUGGCGAAGUGGACAGCAGUGUAAAAAAACUCAGAUCUGAUCUGAGGAAUGAAACUCCACGCAUCACACUCAACGGAGUGGUGUUGUCUGGCGUUACCAACAAUGACGAGCUGAAGAGGUCCGCGUCAGAGACGCGCGAGUCUGAAGUGCAACUGUACAACAGCAGCAUUUACAUGUCACCAACACCAAUCGAUUUGAAGAACAAGACCUCAGAGCAGCAAGUGCGCAUCUUCACUUACUUCUGGCGCAUCAGGGACAUGAGCAACAAACUGAGGAAUUGGGAGCCCCGUCGCUCCAUCAGGAGUCCAAGCUUCUUCAUUGCUCCCUCGAGCUACAAGAUGUACAUGCGGAUGUUCCCGAGGCACAAUAAUGGCAAAAAUGUUUAUCUGCACGUCGGCCUAACCAAAGGUGAAUUUGACGACACACUUAGCUGGCCAUUCAAACUAAAGAUGCGCCUAUCUGUGCUGGACCAGCGCACUGUGAGCGAGCAGGACAUCAACUCGCGCGUCUGGGACCCCACCCUUUUGUGCAGCGAGUUUAACUGGCGCCGACCGACUGGCAACGGGGACAACCACGAGUGCGUCGGCCUGGGAUUUCCUCAAGAGGUGCUUACAACCAGAGAUUACCUAACCAAGAACGCUAUGAUCGUUAAAUUAACUGUUUAUCUCGACCUCUGAAUUUGAGAGGGCCUUAUUGUUAGUUAACUAUUAACUAACAAACUAACUCUGAGAUUUUGUGUUGAUGUCACCAUAAUAUAUGCCAAUGUUCAAACCGAAGAAAAACUGUAAUUCUCUAUAAAUGGCAUGUUUAUUCAAAGUCUUUACAAUUUCUGUCGAUAUUAUGUGAAUAUUAUUUAUUAAAAAUAUAAUACACUA